UCUUAGCAGACACCAAUGACGCCGGAGUGCAUCAGCAGCGGCAAUGAUAAGAGUUUGUCGUCGGGUCAAAGUAUCACUGGACGUAAACAGAAGCCGUUGCCGCCACCGCCAAGAUAUCACGCGCGAGUAGUCCGAUCGAACGGGACACGGACGCUGCUGCUUCGUUUCGGCAAGAGUGUGAGACUUCUCUUCGAGCUUCGAUUUCAAGGAAAAAAGAUGCAGAUCAAGGACAAGAAGGCCAUGGUCAUAGGGGCCUGCGAUGGUCUGGGCAUGGCGUUCAGCAAGGAGCUGCUUCGAAAUGGAGUGGCCCGAGUACUGAUGAUCGACAUGAACGAGACGUUGGGGAGAGCUCAAGCGGACAGACUGAACGAAGAAUUUGGCCGCAACAGGGCGACCUUCACCAAGUGCGACGUGACCAAGGGUUCCGAAUUCGAUGCUUGCUUCAAAGACGCCGUUAACACGCUCGGCGCUCUCGACAUCAUCGUAAACAACGCGGCGAUGAUAGACGAAGUGAACUUCCACAGAACGAUAGACACCAACGUCACGGCAGUCUUCCGAGCGAGUAUGAUGGGAGUCCAGCAAAUGGGCAAAGACACAGGGGGCAAAGGAGGCGUAAUCGUGAACGUCGCCUCGGUUCUCGGUCUCGAGGCUUGUCCUCAGCUGCCUAUCUACUCGGCCACCAACCACGCCGUGAUCGCCUUCAGUCGAUCGUUCUCGCAACCCUACCACUACCAGAGGACAGGUGUGAGGCUGAUGGUACUCUGUCCGGGGCUGACCGAGUCGCCGAUGUUGGAGAACUUGAAGAACGAGCAGUUCGUCCCGAGGCCGGAGGAGCUUUUGGAAGCCAUGAAGGAGUUUCAUCCGCAGAGGGCCGAGAACGUUGCCCACGCGUUGGUCUACGUGAUAAGGUGCGCGCAAAACGGUAGCGUCUGGAUCACCGAGGACAGCAAGCCCGUUUACGAGAUUCAACUGCCCGACUCUCUGCCGACCAAAGAGGCGUAUUGAGGCGAAGAGAUAUCGAGAGUGUUCUUAUCCAUGUGCGCAAAGUGGAUGCGAACUGCAUCGAGUAAACCAAGUGAGAUUUUUUUUUGUUGAAUUAAUUUGUUGUUGCUGUUGGUUUUGUUUAAAAAAUGUAAAAUACGAAAAAAAAAUUUAAUAAAGAUAAAGUAAAAAAGA
Molecule: messenger RNA, 1176 nt
Organism: Nasonia vitripennis (jewel wasp)
Lineage: Eukaryota; Metazoa; Arthropoda; Insecta; Hymenoptera; Pteromalidae
Product: 15-hydroxyprostaglandin dehydrogenase [NAD(+)]
Exons: 6
Coding region: 16-1005 (329 amino acids)
Cellular component (GO): cytoplasm
Molecular function (GO): oxidoreductase activity, acting on the CH-OH group of donors, NAD or NADP as acceptor
Source: RefSeq, a predicted model, not a curated record